Molecule: messenger RNA, 471 nt
Organism: Vigna umbellata (rice bean)
Lineage: Eukaryota; Viridiplantae; Streptophyta; Magnoliopsida; Fabales; Fabaceae
Source: RefSeq, a predicted model, not a curated record
AUGGUGUUGCAUUAUCUGGAUCAUAAGUGGGACAGAGACGUGGUUUUGGAGGAAAUAGCCAAGUUUCCUGAACUAACUAUGCAAUCAGAAACAGAACAACGGCGUCACAAGGUUAGCUUUUAUUUGGAAAAAGGGAAGGCCCCAAAUGUUGUCAAAGCUCUCUCAAAACGUCUGGAGAAACGUGGGUUAGAUGUGAAAAUAAUUUAUAGCAAUGGUAUUGCUUUGGAUGUAUUAGCCCAAGCUGCUGGAAAAGGAAGGACACUUGCUUUUCUACUUGAAAAACUAAAUGUUGAUGAACUUGGAAUACGCGGCACUCUUGUUUGUGGUGAUUCUACUGUCAACAAUGCACAGGAAGAAUUGCUUCAUUGGUAUACAGAAAAUGCAAGGAGCAAUCCCCAAAUAAUUCAUGCAACUGAAAGAUGUGCAGCUGGCAUUCUGCAAGCCAUCGGUGAAUUCUCUCAAGCCAACUGA